This is a messenger RNA of Hyaloperonospora brassicae, 1383 nucleotides long. NCBI's taxonomy places the organism in Eukaryota, Oomycota, Peronosporomycetes, Peronosporales, Peronosporaceae. The record is from the annotation of a GenBank genome assembly.
AUGGCCGGACUCGUGGAGAAGCUCGUGAAGCUCGUUGGACGCGCGUUCUACUCGGAUGAACAUAUUAUAGUACUCAGUGCGCUCAUUCGCGAAAAGUUUAUGAAGGACGACGAGAUGGGGAACGCUGUCAACUUGCAGACGCGUCAAGUGCGCAAGAUUAUGAACGAACUGCAUCAGGACCACCUUGUUUGCGAGGAAGUGCUGAACGACAAGCGAGUGGGCGGCAGCUCGUCGACGUCGUACUGGUAUAUUGACUACAAGCACUUUGUCGACGUGGUGCAGUAUCGACUGUACCUGAUGCAUGAACACUUGAAAGACAGUGAGCAGCUAGAGCUGGAACGACAGACUUUUCAGUGCAGUGACCCAGAGUGUGGACGGGAAUACACGGCGCUCGAAGCGCAGCUACUGCUCAUGCCAGGGCAGUUUCAAUUCCGCUGUGGUCAUUGUAACGAGCUGCUGCUUGAAUGUGACAACAACGAUCGACUCUUGCGGAUUCAGAACUUGCAGCGCAAGUUCAAGGACCAGAUGAACAAGCAGAAUGGCAUGCACGAAGGCAUUUACGAAGUCCUUCGUCGUAUCGGUGACUUUGUGAAAGAAGGCCAUGUGCUCCCAAAUAAUUUGCCGAGUGAUAAUCGAGCUGCUGGGUUAGGGGGCAACAACGCUCGUGCUGCUAAUGGCACUAAUGGAGGUGGCGGUGGUCGUAGUGGAACGAGCGGCGGAGGUGGUGGUAACCGUGCUGACGAUCCGAAAAGCCAGUCGUACUUGUAUCCGUACGGUGCACAGGACCAAGAGAUCGUCGUGGAUAUCGUUGGCAAUGACCAGGCAGAUGACGAGUAUCUCACAAGUAGGGAUCGGAAAGAGGACAAAGAGGCUGCGAAUCAGCAGGUUGCAGCGCCUCGGGCGUUGCCUGAGUUCUUGCUCGGUAGUUCGAUUAGUGGCCACAUGGUAGCUAAACACGUGCAGGCCGCUGCUGCGGUUGCAGAAGAGAAGACGGUCGCCGUGGAUAAUGGCAUCCAGGGCGUGGACAACCUUACUCAGAGCGAAAUGACGGAGGAACAGCGACAAGAAGCGUUCAAGCGUGCGUACAUGGCAGAGCUAGAACGCUACAACGAAGAGAACCACGAAGGAGAAGUGCAGGUCGAAGUUGACAAGCAGGGCUGGGAUGCCGAGAUGAAUAGCGAUGUGGAUGAAGAGGAGCUAGAAGAUGUCGAGUGGGAGUGGUGCUCCGACGACGAGGGCGGCAGCACCGAUGCCGAGGUCACUGUGAAUGGUCAGCUGAAGCGAUUAGAUGGCGUGGACGAUGAGGAUCUGCUCAGCAUGACGGAAGAAGAGUUUCUGAGCUGCUACCGGAUGUGCUUAGCUGAGAACGGCGUGUCGCAUUGA